Molecule: messenger RNA, 3829 nt
Organism: Bemisia tabaci
Lineage: Eukaryota; Metazoa; Arthropoda; Insecta; Hemiptera; Aleyrodidae
Product: paxillin
Source: RefSeq, a predicted model, not a curated record
CCCACGUACUCCAAUGAAAUAGUUUUCAACAAGAAAAAUUCAUCAAACAUCAAUAACUCCCCUAGCAGCAACAACAAAAUGACUACCUCACUAAACAACAACCUCUCUGAAUUAGACACCCUAUUACAAGACCUAAGUAACUCCAAGUAUGCAACCACCGAUAGAAAAGUGACCAUUGACUCUCCAAAACUGAAUGGAUAUAGUCAUAAUCAUUCUGAUUUUGAUCUUUCGGCCAGCCAGAGGCCUUCAGUUGAUAGUCUGUUGGAACAAUUGAACACGACGACUACACCCAACGGGGAUGGACAGUAUGUCACAAAACUUCUCAUGGAAGAAACGACCACCACCACAACGAGAACGGUCCGACCCACGGCUUCCAGCGCUACCAAAGAGCUGGAUGACCUCAUGGCUUCCCUGUCCGAGUUUAAGGUGUCGAAGCCCAAACAGGCUAUUGAGUCAACAGCCACCUACCAGUCGGAGUCUAUUUACGCCAAGCCCAACCGCAACAAGGAGUUCACACAAACAACUGAACAGUUAGAUUGUAUGCUAGGAACUUUACAAGUAGAAAUGAGUAAACAAGGAGUCAAUACUACCCAAAAAGGUUGCUGCAGCGCUUGUGAUAAACCAAUCGUAGGACAAGUCAUAACUGCUUUGGGUAAGACAUGGCAUCCGGAGCAUUUUACCUGCACGCACUGUCAGCAGGAGUUAGGAACCAGGAAUUUCUUCGAAAGAGACGGCCGCCCUUACUGCGAACCAGACUACCAUAAUCUUUUCUCCCCACGAUGUGCUUACUGCAAUGGACCAAUUUUGGAUAAAUGUGUGACUGCCUUGGAGAAGACCUGGCAUACAGAACACUUCUUCUGCGCCCAAUGCGGAAAGCAAUUUGGCGAAGAAGGCUUCCAUGAGAGAGACGGCAAACCUUACUGCCGUGAUGAUUAUUUCAACCUGUUUGCUCCUAAAUGCGGUGCUUGUUCCCGACCUAUCAUGGAAAACUAUGUCUCAGCCUUGAGCUCUCAAUGGCACGCAGAUUGCUUUGUCUGCAGGGAUUGCCGGCAGCCUUUUAAGGGUGGAUCAUUCUUCGAUCAUGAAGGUCAGCCUUACUGCGAGACACAUUAUCAUGCAAAACGUGGUUCCUUAUGCGCUGGUUGUCACAAACCUAUCACUGGUCGCUGUAUAACAGCUAUGUUCCGAAAGUUCCAUCCAGAACAUUUUGUUUGCGCGUUUUGCCUGAAGCAAUUGAACAAAGGCACUUUCAAAGAGCAGAAUGACAAACCGUACUGUCAUUCUUGUUUUGUCAAACUUUUUGGGUAAAAUUUUAAAGAACAUCUCCUAGGAAAUAAUUUUUAGCAUUGCCUCCACAGAAACUGCUUGUAACCCUGAGAAUUAAGCUCAGUUAGCAGUUGACCAUUGAAAAAAGUGCGAGGCAUGCUUAAACGCAACAACAUGACACCGAUUCUAGUAUCCAGUAUUGAUUGUGCAAAUGCUGGUUUCCUAAUUGUGUUGUUUUACGAAUUGUGUCACUGGUUAAAAGAUUUUGAGUUGAGUUAUGAGUCAACCUACAUUAUAGACGACUCAUUGGGUAUGCUUUACCCAAAUCUUCUGUCAUAAUUUUAUAACACUUUUUACUUACCUUCUUAGUAAUUAUCAGACUAAUACUCAUUUGUUUUUGUCUUUUUUUUUCAAAGCUUAUGACCACUGUAACCGUUGGAAAACCAAAACCAAUUUCCUUGACUGUUUAAGUUGAACCAUGCAUACGCAAUUCGUGUAAUGCUUUUUCAUGAUAUCAAUCAAUCACACUAAACUAGCUUUGCUUUCCACAUAUGUUGGGCACCUUUGUAGUUGAAUGUAAGUCAAGAUGAAAGUUAGGUACUUAUCGUCUGUAAAUUUAGUGUUUUGGUUACUUAUAUAAUUUUGAAGGAUAUCUCAAUUUUCUCCAAACCAACGGAAUCGACAAAAAAAAGUUUGAAGACUGCUUCACUUGUGCCUCAAUUUUUCAUUUCCCAGUCAAUUGUUUAAGUGUCAUCCAGAGAAAUAUUAUUUGUCAAAUUAGAAAACCUAUGUUGAAGCAUAAAGAUCAAUAUCGAGGAUUUCGUUCCUACGAUGACCUAUGCAAUUGAUUGUAGCUUGAUUAACUUUGAUAUCUCCAGACAUAACUCCAAAUCAAGAACAAGGAAGAAUAAGCAGAACUUGAAUCAGAUAAGUUGGCCAUUGUUUACUUUCGACUGUCAUGCACAAUAGACGAAUUUACGUAACAGCACCUGCGGUCAGUCUUGAAGUCAAAUCUUGCUCUUGAAGAAUGGCAAUGCUGCAGUUGCCUGCAAACAGAAAGUAAACAUUUGCCAACUGAUCAGACCCUACUUUAACCAAAUUUAAAAUCAGGAUCCUUAUUUUCUCCCUUAGAAACACGAUUUAAUGAAUAUCUACUAAUUGACACUUGUAAUUUGAAUAUGAUAAAUGAAAUUAUAAUAAUCAUAACAAAUACCUAGUUGUCAAGCAAUGUGCGUUUUAAACUUGUGUAACUUCUAAAGUACUUACAAACCGGUGUUAUUUUAAUUUCCACAAGCUAUAAAAUCGUUUUAUAUUUCUCUACAAAUUUCUGCAUUUCAAAUUUAAGAAAAUUGCAUUUGGUUGUUUUCAGCGGAGAAAUUCUUACAGAACAUAAACAGCAUAGCCACCAUAAAAAGUUAUGAAUAAAAAUUUUCACGAGCCUUAUGGAAAUACGUUUUAAUUAAUUAACCUGAAAAUUUGAAAGGUGAAGUUUUAAUGUGAUCUUUAAAUGCAGCAUGUUGACGGUGUAAAUACGCGUAUCAGGAGUACGGUGUUUCAAAAUUUCUCCCUCAAAUUUAUUUCAUCGAAGAACAAUGAAGCAACACGGUUGCUUGAAAACUUUCACAGAGCAUUCUUAAGGCCAAGAAGAAAAGUUUUCAAAAAAUGACUUUGAGUAGUUUUCAAUUUAAAAAUUCGAUCAUGACAGUAAGUUUGCAGCAUCACUAACCGUCAUAUCUAUUUAUGCGGUUUCACCGUCAAUGUACAGAUUGAGAUGCUGAAAGAAAAUAUUUCCAGAAAUUUUAGAUUUUUGCACCACCAUCAUCUUUUUUUAUGAGUCGCCUUGAAAAACUAAAAGAGUUUUAAGUUAUUCAAAUGAUAUUCCUUUGCAAGUAAUCAAAAAUCCCUUAGCUUGUGGAACUUUCCUACCUAUAAGGUACAACAGGACAGCUUUUUCCUAGCGAUCUGACAGGAAAGAAAUUACCAUGUUGGUACUGAAGGCUGAAGGACUGUUGAAAAGAAAUCUUUUUAUUAUUUAAUGUUUACGGGUUUAUUUACUUUCAAGUAAGUAAUUUCUCUUACACAAGUAACAAGAUAACUAGAGUAAAAGAAAUCAAUCACUGAAAAUUGAUUGUAUAAUCGCUACUUAAAUUUGUAUUCACUGUUAAUUCAUCUCUAUUAACUCAUGACAAAUGAUGUUGAAGAAAUUUUGUUCAUGUGGGUAUUAAUGUUUUCAAAUUGUUUAAAAUUAUUUUUAAAUAUUUAUUAGCUUAUAAAUUUUUAUUGAAUCAUUGUACUGUUUUAUACUAGUCUUUUCUGUCUUGAGAGGCUAGAUCCCUCCCGAGCAUGCUUGCAGUAGUUCGUGUCAAAUCAUACCAAUUUUGCUUUUAUAAUUAUGAACUAAUUGUUUGUUCUAGAAGUAUCUACCUAAUGUAAGUGUAGUUUUUAAUAAUAUAGGCAUGAACCGAUUUUAUUUUUUCUGUGAGGUGAUACUUACUUCUCAUUCAAUUAAAAGAAGCAAACAAUGAUUGAUGUAAUGAUUUGAAAUAAAGAUUCCAUGAAGAAU